AUGGAGCAAAGGCUUGCAGGAUCAGUGUGUGAGUGUAUGGGAUGGCUAGAUGAGUACCAAGAUGAUGGGAAGAUUGAGAGAGAGCUAAUUGCCAAAAAAAAUGGUAAUUUACAGAAGGCAUUCACGAGAGGACAGCGGUGGAGACUGCAGGUUAAAACUGCUGGGGAUUCCCCAGAAUCACAGGAAUGGAAAAGAACCCUUGUGAUAUAUGGAUCAAAGGGCAAAAGUGAUGACAUUCUGCUUUCUCCACAAAGCCCAGGACAAAAAUGCUUUCUACCUAGAGCAAUGGAUGAAUUCCUAGUUGAAACUGGAGAUGUGGGAGAUGUGUACAAGAUUCGGGUCACCUGUGAUGAUUUGCCAGGCUUUGAGGGCUGGCAUUUAAAGUCUUUUCACAUGGACAAGCUACAUACGAAACAAGAAGUGAACUUUGACUGUAGCUGUUGGCUGUCUCUUAACAGAGGAGACAAGGAGCUGGUAAAAGAAUUCCCUGCAGUGAGUGAGGACCAGAAACCUUUACCAGUCCAUAAGUAUGUCGUCUCUGUACACAUUGGUGACCACUGGGGAGCAGAAACUUUUGCAAAUGUUUAUAUUACUGUUUAUGGUAAAAGAGGAGACACAGGUGUGAGAAAACUUCAAACAUCUUUGGUAAAAGGAGAAAAAUUUCAAAGGAGAAAGGUGGAUUCAUUUUUAGUCGAGGCUGUUUCUCUGAGUGAUUUGCAAAAGGUAGUUCUAGGACAUGAUGGAGAAGGUUACGGGGCUGGUAUGUACCUAAAGAUGAUAACAAUCCAGGAAUCACAGGACUCUGAAGAAGAAUGGAUAUUCCCAUGUUGGAAUUGGCUUGAUACUCACCUAGGAAUAUGCAACAAUGUUUGUGAGAUUAGAGCAAUUGGUAAAAGAUUGAUUUCUAGUUCUAAACUGCCUCAACCCAACAUGCAGUCCUCAGGUCUGUGGAUAAUGGACAUCGUUGGAUCUGAUUUGAACAUUGAAAUGGAUCCAAUACAUCUUUCUUUCAUCUUUUAUGGAGACCUGAAUCACAGAGAGUUGGCACUUCAGAUUACAGGAAAAGAAACCCAAAUCAAAGAUGAACUAGCAGGCAUUGGCUCAGUCUACAAGGUUCGAGUAGCUGUUCCACAAACCAAGUUAAAUCAACCUUGGCACUUAGACUUACUGCAUAUGAAGCACACAGGCACUGACCAGGAGAUGUGGUUAGCUUUUGACUACUGGUUCAAGCCUAAUGAAGACACUUGUGUAGAACUGCCAGCCCUCUAUGCAGAUCAAGAUCCUUUGCCUGUUGUGGAGUACUCCAUUUAUGUGCAUACUGGAGACCUGAAGAAAGCAGAUGCCAGUGGAGAAGCGUAUCUUUGUAUUCAAGGAGAAAGAGGUGACUCUGGGAAGAGAUGGCUUAGUUCAAGAAGUGGUCCAAUCACUUUUGCUAGAGGGCAGGUGGAUGUUUUCAAAAUCAAAGCAGUACACCUUGGCAAACUGAACCAAGUUCUUGUGGGAUUUAAGAGUCUCAAAAAAGAUGACUGGUUCCUGGAAAAAAUUGUGAUAAAGGAAGGCAGUUAUCCUGUUACCACACACAACUUUGUUCACAAUGACUGGAUCAGUAAACUUUCAAAGAAAGAUUUUGUAGAAGUAGCAAUCCCCCUUAAAGAAACAUCUGUGACUUCCGACCUUGUAAAAAACUUUGAUACUAGAAGCAGAGGCCGAUGGCAAAUGUGCAUGAACAGUACAAAUAUACCAGAAAAAAUACCUGAUAUUCAACUUAUUGUAUUUGGAACAAAAAGGAAGUCCUCUGUACAGAAAGUUCAGAAUCUGAAAAAUGAGCCAUUUUUGUUGACUAUUGAUGAUAUUGGGGAUAUAACAAAAGUGGCUUUUGUGUUAUCUAGUCAAUGCUUGAGAAGAGGAAUUAAACUUGACAAGCUUCGGCUAAAAGACCUGGACACUAAGCAAGAACUGGGAUUUUACACUACAGACCAAUGGCUCUUUGAAGAAGAUGGGUCAGAAACCGUGACAGAGAUCGCGGCAGUCAAACCAGAUAAAGCACCACUCAGAGAAGUUCUUUAUUCAGUCAGCGUUCAUACAGGAACAUUACCUGCGUCAGGAACUGAUGCAGAUAUCCUUAUCACAAUAUUUGGAGAGAAUGGAGAUUCUUGUAAAAGAAAACUCAGGCAUUCAAGGUCAGAAGCAAGUCUUGAAAGAGGUCAGAUUAAUACCUUUAGCAUGAAAGCAGUAGACUUUGGAAUGUUAAGGAAAAUGCUUGUUGAGCACAGUCAUGUGGGUUACGGAGCUGGAUGGUAUCUGGACCGAAUCACCAUCCAGGAAUCAGGCGAAAACAACAUCCAGUACGUCUUCUCAUGCCAAGAAUGGUUAGACAGCGGAGUUGGUGAUGGACAGAUUCAGCGAGAGCUGAGACUUCUUGGAAUAGUCAAGAAGGAGCACUUAACAAGAAGUAUUUGGGGGACUUGGGAUGUAAUUGUUGUGACUGAUGAUGUUUCUACUAGUUUCACAACCCCCAAAAUGACUUUGUAUGUUUGUGGUGAAAAAGGAGUGCAUGCUUCAGUCGUAUUCCCCAAAGGAUCUCCUAAAAAGGGCCAGAAUUAUCAUACAUCACUGGAAUUAGAUAAGAAAUUCCAUGCUAUAUGCAAAGUUCGCCUGGAAAUUGAAGAAGCCAGAAAUGGAGAGACUUGGUAUUGCCAAGAGGUAAAGCUUCAACACAGAAAAAGUAAAGAAGCUCUAGAAUUCCCAUUUCUUCGAAGCUUUACCAAAGAGGAAGGAUCUUCAGUGGCUGAACUUCCAGUUCUCACAGCUGGCUUUAAUUUUCCAACAGUAAAAAAAUAUAAUCUAUAUAUUACCACGGGUGCAUCUCCACAGUCUGGAACAGAUGCUGAUGUGUAUGUCAUGCUGCGAGGUUUCCUGGGAGACACAGGUCGAAGAAAAUUAGUGCAGAAAGGAGAGAAACUUUUCACCAAAGGAAAGGUGGAUGUUUUUCAAGUGGAAGCAGUAGAUCUUGGAUCCCUGCAAGAGCUGGUUGUAGAAAAAGGGAAAGGCUCGGAUUGGCAACUGGAGAAGAUUAUUGUUAAAGAGCCAACAUUUUCUGGGACAGAAACACUGUUUAUGGCUCAAACAUGGCUAAAAGACAGAAAGGAUGGGAAAAAGUUGGCCUCAGUAACUCUGAAUGCUACAGAAAUUCAGGAGAGGAGGAGCACAGCCACCUCGACAUUAGGAAACCAGCAAAUGAAAUCAGAAGGCACAUGGAAGAUUUAUUUCACGCAGCUUCAUGAUAAAACAACAGAAGGAUCUGAAGAGUUAAUAAAGAAAAUUUCUGCAUUGGUUAUGGUUUUUUAUGGAAGCAAUGGCAAAUCAAAUCCAAUUUCCAUGGAAAACAAAGUGGGACAUGAAGCUGAGGACCAAAUAACAUAUGAUGUGUAUUUCCCUUCUGACUUGGGCAUGCUUUAUAAAGUGAGACUUGGGCUUCAGGGCUGGGAAAAUAACACAUCCCAGUUGUUUCUACGUCAGUUUAAAAUGCAGAACACAAAAACCCUGGAUACCUUCAGUCUCACUAUAAAUAAAACACUUCCUCUUUCUCUUAAUGGAGACAGAUGGAUGGAGCUCCCUAUAGAGUGGCCAUUAAAAGAUGCACUUUCUGUGGUCACAUAUCAUGUAACAGUAGUUUCCAGCAAUGUUUUGAAAAAGAAAAGUGUAGUACAGGUGACAAUGUGUGUACAUGGAACCAAUGGUGACACAGGGGACAGACCCCUUCUCCAUCUGUUGCAGAAUCCUAAGCAAAGAGAAGAUAAUGAGUCCUUUACAGUUCACAUGGACGCUGUUGAAUUGGGAGAACUGCACAAAGUUGUCCUUUCCAUCCACAGCAAAACAGGCUGUAAACUGGACAUCAAAAAAAUACAUUUGAAAGAAGCUCUGAAGCCAGACUAUAUCUACAUAUUUGAAGUGAAUGAAAUGUUUUCAGUGAAUGCCGGUGAGCCUGAAAUAAGAGAAAUCCCAGUAUCUUUUGUUAUCAAGGAUGGAGUUGAACUAAAAAAUGAAGUAAAUCACACUUUACUUGAGGAAAAAAGUCCUACGGAAAAUGUGGCAGAAUAUAUAAUUAAAGUAUAUACAGGUGACAAAAGGGGAGCAGGAACUGAUGCUAAUGUGCAUAUUAUUUUAUUUGGGAAUGAAGACACAUCUGAAAUAUUUCAACUCAUAGAAUCACUGGAACACAGAGAUCCUUUUGAAAGAGGGAAGGUUGAUACCUUCAGAAUAAAGACAAAAAGUUUAGGAAGCCUACAUUCAAUUGAAAUUGGUCAUGAUGGGAAAGGAGUUGGAAGUGGCUGGUUUCUGGAUAAAUUAGAAAUAACAGAAGUAUCUACAAAGGAAAUGUUUUGUUUCAUCUGCAACAGGUGGCUUGCUGAGGAUGAAAAUGAUGGACGCACUGUAGUACGGCUUUAUUCCUAGUUACAUUUUUUAGGACUCAGACUGAAUAUGCCACGUCUACAAAUUCAUGCUGAUUUGAUUUAUUUGUAUUUUUAUAAUUAUGAAGGUACUGUAAUUAUUAUGAAAGAAUGUCAAAACAAUACAUUAAAACCUCAGAGUCAAUUAAACAUGUCUAAUGUGAACACCACACUGCAACCCUACAAGGAGUGCUUAAUAGCUUUGCACAAUUGAACUGUAAAUAAAGCAGAAAUUCCAAGCUAUGUUAAGGCUUUCUGAGUUAGAUGUGAGCAUUUGUCAUAUAAGCUAUAUGUAGUAACAUAUUAAGCAAAACAUCUUUUUUGUUAUUUUUGACAUUUGUACGUUAGUCAUAUUCAACACUUGGGUAAAAUCUAUAAUAAUGUCAAUAUUUAUUAAAUUUUACAUUUUCUUAAAAUCACGUCUUAAAUCACAGCCCUCUCCAGCAUAACCAUGCAUUAUAUUCCACUUCUCCACAUCCAUGUAGUUAAAUAACUAUACCCACUGAAAUUUGAUGCAUAAAUAUAUCCCAGCCAAGACCGGAAACAAGAAUCUUUAGAUCCUCAGGCUAUGUAAUGAGUGAGAAUCCUGAAACAAAGAAUCUAGCAGCUUCAUUAGUGAUAAUCAUCACACUCCAAUGAUUAUCUUUGGCAGCUCCCUGUGCAGUAUGUGAUUUUUGUGGAUCUCUUUCUUAAAAGGCAUUAAUGCUUUAAAGAAGACUAUUAUUUCUAUUGGCAUUACCAGUGUUGUUUUUUCUAGUAGAGAUGGGCCUGAAAUAAAAUCAAGAAUUGAAGAACUCCUGAAGUUUGGUGGUAAAGGCAAUCUGAAUAUACACCAAGUUCUAGAUGUGAAUUAUACAAGUGCACCUGUCCCCUUUGAAGACUGGCCCCAAUCCCUGUCUUAAACACUCCUAAAUCUUAAAUUCUGUUUUCAGAUCUUAACUUUAGUGCUUAAGCAGGCCUCUCUUCUUUCUUCUUCUCCCCAUAGUUUCUCUUCAGAGGGCCAUCAAAUUGUAUGCAGUAAGAAAUCACAUUAAAUAUUUAUAACUAUAGGAAUUAAAUUCAUUUGUAAUGCAUUCUGAGGAAUUAUUUGCAUGUUAUCAUUUUAAAGAAAUUAUAUGUUAUAUUCAUAAUCUCUCAUUAUUCUUUCAAAUAAAGAAAGUUGGCUGAUAGUUUAAUAGAAAAUGAGUCCUCAAUGGCUAAUUUGAUACAAGAUCUAAUAAAGAAAUGUAAUGGGUUCUGGCA
Molecule: messenger RNA, 5693 nt
Organism: Gavialis gangeticus (Gharial)
Lineage: Eukaryota; Metazoa; Chordata; Crocodylia; Gavialidae
Product: lipoxygenase homology domain-containing protein 1-like
Exons: 31
Coding region: 1-4455 (1484 amino acids)
Molecular function (GO): protein binding
Source: RefSeq, a predicted model, not a curated record